UAAAAUAUGAAAAAACACAAGUCGUCUCUCUUUCUUUCUCCUCUUCAACUUCGCUAAUCGACGGCGAAGAAAAGCAAUUUCAUCAGCUUCUUAGAUUCGCCAUGGCCGUCGAUAGCGGAAUGGAUCUGCUCAGCGAGAGAGCUGUGCUGAUGAGAGAGUCUCUCCAGAAGAGUCAAACCAUCACCGAUAAUGUCGUCUCCAUCCUCGGCUCCUUCGAUAGCCGUCUCUCCGCUCUCGAAUCCGCCAUGCGUCCCACUCAGAUUAGGACGCAUGCGAUAAGGAAAGCUCACGAGAAUAUUGAUAAGACUCUCAAAUCCGCUGAGGUUAUUCUGUCUCAGUUUGAUCUCCUCCGUCAGGCAGAGACUAAAGUACUCAAGGGGCCACAUGAGGACCUGGAGAGUUAUUUGGAGGCAAUAGCUCAACUCAGAAAAGUUAUUCGUUAUUUUAGCAGCAACAAAGGCUUUAAGAACAGUGAUGGAGUCCUCAACCAUGCUAAUAGCUUGCUUGCUAAAGCUCAGUCUAAGCUGGAGGAGGAGUUUAAACAGUUGCUAGUUUCUUACAGCAAAGCUGUGGAGCCUGAUCGCCUUUUUGAUGGCCUUCCUAACUCACUGAGACCAUCCGCAGACGGUGAGGGUAAUGGAAAAGCCCACGGAGGACACCAUAACGAUGACUCAGAAACUGCUGCUUAUACACUUCCAGUCCUCAUUCCAUCAAGGGUGUUGCCACUUUUGCAUGAUUUGGCUCAGCAAAUGGUUCAAGCUGGUCACCAGCAACUGCUGCUACAAAUUUAUAGAGAAACACGUACUUUUGUAUUGGAAGAGAGCUUAAGGAAAUUGGGAGUUGAAAAACUUAGCAAAGAGGAUGUUCAGAGGAUGCAGUGGGAAGUUUUGGAGGCCAAAAUUGGAAAUUGGAUCCAUUUCAUGCGCAUUGCUGUUAAAUUGCUCUUUGCCGGAGAAAGGCAAGUAUGUGACCAGAUAUUCCGAGGCUUCGAUUCUCUUAGUGAUCAGUGUUUUGCAGAAGUUACAGUGAGCAGUGUCUCAAUGCUACUUAGCUUUGGGGAUGCCAUAGCUAGAAGCAAGAGAUCUCCAGAAAAGUUGUUUGUACUGUUAGACAUGUAUGAGAUAAUGCGGGAGCUUCAUACAGAGAUUGAGACAAUUUUCAAAGGUAAAGCAUGCCUUGAAAUUAGAAACUCUGCUACGGGGUUGACAAAGCGGCUGGCUCAGACUGCUCAGGAAACAUUUGGUGACUUCGAAGAAGCUGUAGAAAAAGAUGCUACAAAGACUGCUGUUCUAGAUGGGACUGUCCACCCACUAACAAGCUAUGUCAUCAACUAUGUCAAGUUCUUAUUCGACUACCAAGCGACUUUGAAGCAACUUUUCUCGGAAUUUGGAAAUGGAGACGACUCGAACUCUCAGCUUGCAUCCGUAACAAUGAGGAUAAUGCAGGCGCUUCAAAACAACCUGGAGGGAAAAUCGAAACAGUACAAAGAUCAAGCACUGACACACUUGUUCUUGAUGAACAACAUACAUUAUAUGGUUAGAUCUGUGCGCAGGUCUGAAGCUAAGGAUUUGUUAGGCGAUGAUUGGGUUCAAAGGCAUAGGCGUGUCGUUCAGCAACAUGCAAACCUAUACAAAAGGACUGCUUGGACAAAGAUAUUACAAACCUCGUCGGCGCAAGGGUUGACCUCGUCCGGAGGAGGAAGUGUAGAGGGAGGAAACAGCAGCGGAGUUUCAAGAGGGUUAUUGAAAGAGAGGUUCAAGAUGUUCAAUAUGCAAUUUGAUGAGUUGCAUCAAAGACAAUCGCAAUGGACAGUUCCAGACACAGAGCUAAGAGAGUCACUAAGACUUGCUGUUGCUGAAGUAUUAUUGCCUGCUUAUAGAUCAUUCCUCAAACGCUUUGGGCCUCUGGUUGAGAGUGGGAAGAAUUCUCAGAGAUACAUAAAGUAUACAGCUGAAGAUCUUGAGAGAUUGCUGGGUGAGUUGUUUGAAGGAAAGUCUAUGAAUGAACCACGACGGUAAAAUCAAACAAACCAAAGCUAAUUGUGUAAGGUAAAUUUCUGUCAAACUACUUCUCUUCUGUCUCCGUUGUAUAUGGAGUGUCGACAAUUUGUGUUUGUUUGUUUGUAUUUUUUUUAGUGAUGAGUGUGUAAAUUACUUGGAAACGAGUUAUUUCUCUUU
Brassica rapa (field mustard) is the source of this 2177-nucleotide messenger RNA. Its product is annotated as exocyst complex component EXO70A1. Gene Ontology annotation, biological process: exocytosis. Gene Ontology annotation, cellular component: exocyst. The record is from RefSeq and is a predicted model, not a curated record. NCBI's taxonomy places the organism in Eukaryota, Viridiplantae, Streptophyta, Magnoliopsida, Brassicales, Brassicaceae. Gene Ontology annotation, molecular function: phosphatidylinositol-4,5-bisphosphate binding.